Cyprinodon tularosa is the source of this 1968-nucleotide messenger RNA. RefSeq lists its product as uncharacterized. Lineage: Eukaryota; Metazoa; Chordata; Actinopteri; Cyprinodontiformes; Cyprinodontidae. Bases 213 to 1118 code for a protein of 301 amino acids. The record is from RefSeq and is a predicted model, not a curated record. The transcript is spliced from 3 exons.
GGCGCGCUUUGGGGCGCCUCAUUAUGCAGGCGCAUUAAAAGAAAGCAGCAGGGGUCAAAUGAGUAGUUUAAGGAGCAGGGACAAAAAAAGGGGGCAGGGACUGAGAGGAGGGAUUCAAAUUCUAAAUGAUGAGCUGUGCCUUUUGUCAGCGGGGUAUAUAGAGCGGAGAGAAGUCAGUCAGUUUGGAAAAGCGCAGAGUUUAGGCUCCCAUCAUGGCUGCUCCACACUACCUACGGAUUGUUUCAUUUGUUUUCUUACUAACAAGCGAUGUCGGAGUCUUGGGUCGCGCGUUGGACUCGCCUGGGUUCCGGUUACAGUCUGCACAGACCGCGGAUGGAUCAUCUAGACAGGUUUUACGCACGGAUAGAGAGACGCGGUGGAGGCGCGCGGCGGCGCGCUGCGCGGAGCUGGGAGGCCCCUGGAUGGAGAACAUGCAGCAGGCUCCCCGGGAUGGAUCCACGGUGCUGCAGCUCCGGGUGCGGCCCUUUUCCCCCGGAGCCUUGCGUGGGUUGGUUUUUCCCGGGAAAUCUCUCUUCAGUUUUAUCCGACGGGUUUACCGCUGCUGCAAGGAGGGAGGCGGCUGCAGGAGCGUUAAAGGGAUUCAAGGCAGGCUGAGAGGAGAUGCGGGUGUUGAAUUCGUCCUGACCAGGGAGAUUUUAGCGAUGACGGUGAGGAGAGCCGAGCUUCAUCUUCAGCUCUCCAACCCCCAGCAUCUCAACAUCACCCCCAUCAUUCCCUUCAUGGUGAAGCACAAUUUCCCCACCAGGUACAGCCUGAUUUCUCUGGGCGACGCAGUAGAGCUGAAGGUGGACCUCCUGUUCCUGUUGCAGAACCUGCAGGACGCGGCAGCCGGCGGCGGAGGAGGCGAUGGCCAUAGCUUGGUAAACAUGCACCUGGGGAGGCUUAUCUCCAAUGAGGAGCUAACAGGUGGAAAAACCUCUCUGAGAAUUCUGCAGGACACUGAUGGACAAAUGUGGGACGAUGGGGUUGAUAACGGGCUCCUGGCUCUGGAUGUGGGCCUGAUUCUGGGCUGCAGUCGGGCUGGAUCGGCCGUCCCCUGUGGAAGCGGGGGUGUGCACCUCGCACACGCACCCUUCAUGGCCUUUUAUUACGGAUGAUGGACUUUUCAGCAUAAAAUCAUUUCAUCCGUCAGAAAAUUUCAAACUUUAAGAUGUAUCAUGCACUUCAGUGUCAAGUUUAAUUUAUAGACAUUUUGCAAGCUCUACAUAUAUAGAUCUAUAUAUAUUAUAUAUAUAUAAAUAUGUAAAUAUUUUGUUUUUAAAGAUUAUUUUGUGAAUUUCUUUUGAUGAUAAAGUUCUAGAAAAACAAGGUGUGGUCUUUUCAUGUGGUAGAUGUGUUUCAGUCCACUUUGUUCAGCUGUUCUGCUUCUAGCUGAUGACUUUCCAGUGGGGUGAGACCACCUGAGCAAACACAGGGUGGGAACAUGGUGCUGUGACCCUGAGCAGGAAAAAACAGAAGCACUGUUAACCUGUAAAGUUGCUUCUCUAUGGGUUGGAACAUCAGCCAAAUGUCCAUUUUAUUUAGGUUUUUUCUACAGUUUCUUUUAAUUCUGAUGAUUUUGUCUAUAAACUGAUCAAAAUCCAAAAUAUUUUUUUCUAUAAUCUUGUAGAAAACUGAAUUUGCACAGACUUUAAACACAAAAGGGGCAAACAAACAGGUUUUAACAGAACUUAUAUUUCUAAAAAGCAAAGAUUGUAGUAAAGAAACGCUCCAGCGGGAUCUGGUGGUGGAUUUUUUUAACAGUCGGGAUCCAGCUGCUAAUUAUUCCCUUUUUUCAUUAGACCAAACAUUUUCCUAUUUAAUAUAAUAAUCUGAUUAUUUCAUGCUUAAAGAAAAUCCCAUCCAUAACAUCAAACUAACUGUGAUGUUCAGUCAUUACUACUGAGCAAAGGAAAACAUAAAAUGAUUAAAUAGACCCAUUAUACAGAUGCAGAAAUUUUAAUAAAA